AUGACAUUGGAAGAAACUGCCAAAACAAACUUAACUAGGCUAAUUAACAGAAGCUUAGUUCAAGUUGAAUGGAGCGACUCCACUGGAAGAGCUAGAUCAUGUCGAGUUCAUUUGAUCCACGUAGUUCUUAUUUCCAAAUUAGAAGAACUAAAUUUGAUUCAAUCCUCACAAACAAGUUCCAUUGGUACUGCUCGAUAUCUCUGGAUCGACAAUAACAGAGCACAUGAUUUGUCAAGGAGAAAUGGUGACUUUCGAACUCAUUCUAUUAUCUUUUCCAAUUUACAAGAGUUGCAUGAUCCUGUCUUUGAAAGACUGUCCUUAAACUUCAAACUUUUGAGAGAAAUAGAUUUUGAAAACGCCCCAGUCGAGUACCUCCCCGAGGAGAUAGGGAAUUUGUGGUAUUUGAGAUAUCUAAGCUUAAGACAUUCAAAAAUAAAGAUGCUUCCCAAGUCCAUAGGAAAAUUGCAUAACCUCUUGACUUUGGAUUUGAAAGGUUCUUUCGUGGUUGAGAUCCCAUAUGAGAUAAGAUAUAUGUGUAAGUUACAAUAUUUUGUAGCUUACAUAGUCGAUCUUUUUAAUCAUUACACUAUAGACUCUGACCAAGGCGUAAAGAUCAAUGGCAGGGUUAUCGGGAGCUUAGAGUCAUUAAAAAAGCUUUGUUAUCUCGAUUUCCCAUCGCAAAAUGGUGAGCAUUUUGGUAGAGAAUUGAGAAGGUCAAAGCGGUUGAGGAAUUUGGGAAUUACUAAACUAAAAUCAAAUUGCGGGGAAGCUUUGUGUGGUGCUAUAAAGCAGAUGCCCAACCUUUAUGCACUGAAUAUUUCGGCAGUGAAAGAAAACGAGGUUCUUGAACUGGAAUCAAUGUCUCCUCCUCCAUCCCUUCAUCGUCUUCGCCUGCAUGGACAACUAAUGAUGCUGCCCGGUUGGAUUGCUGAACUGGAGAACCUAGUCAAAAUUAGUUUACACUGGUCUAGCAUAUCAAAUGAUUCGCUUAAAAUUCUUGGAGAUUUGCCAAAGCUGUUAGAGUUCUGGCUUUAUGAAGGUUACAAUGGAGUUGAAUUGCACUUGGAACAAGGAAAGUUCAAAAACCUAAAACACCUCGCACUUCGUCGUUUGUACAAGUUGGAGAAAGUGGUAAUAGAUGGAGGAUCUUUACCUUGCUUGGAGACACUUGAAAUAGGGCCUAGUCCACUGAUGAAGGAGGCUCCCACCGGCAUUGGUAGCUUCGAAUGCCUUAAAAAUCUAGGAUUUUACAAUCUGCCAAAGAAAUUCGCCAAAAAGAUACUGCAAGUGACGGCCUGGAUUACUGGAAACUGA
Hibiscus syriacus is the source of this 1314-nucleotide messenger RNA. Its product is annotated as disease resistance protein RPM1-like. The record is from RefSeq and is a predicted model, not a curated record. The transcript has a single exon. Lineage: Eukaryota; Viridiplantae; Streptophyta; Magnoliopsida; Malvales; Malvaceae. Bases 1 to 1314 code for a protein of 437 amino acids.